This is a messenger RNA of Macadamia integrifolia, 2155 nucleotides long. RefSeq names its product tonoplast dicarboxylate transporter. The transcript has 6 exons. Gene Ontology annotation, biological process: monoatomic anion transmembrane transport. NCBI's taxonomy places the organism in Eukaryota, Viridiplantae, Streptophyta, Magnoliopsida, Proteales, Proteaceae. The coding region runs from base 166 to 1812 and encodes 548 amino acids. Gene Ontology annotation, molecular function: transmembrane transporter activity. The record is from RefSeq and is a predicted model, not a curated record. Gene Ontology annotation, cellular component: membrane.
AUUACGUUGGCCACAAUUUUAUCCUUUAUAACGUUCUUCUCUCUCUCUCUCUCCCACUUCUCCAAAGAAUCAAAUUUCAGAAUUACACGAUUUGAUUUCAAUCAAAGUUAAAAACUCCAUUAACCCAGAACCAGAUUAUCCUCUCCCACCCAAAAAAGAUAAAAAAUGGACGGAAAUCAAGGGGCUGAGUCAACCUCCGGCGACCUGAAGAGCCCACUGCUACCAAUCCAAGAUCCCACAGAGAGUUCAUCGCCGGACAUCCAUUGGUCUCUGACAUCAAUUCUCACAACCAACAAUCUCUUCAUCCUCUUAGGACCUCUUUCCUGCGCAGCCAUUAAACUCUUCGUGGAGCUUGAUGGGUCCAAACCCGGCACUAGCACAGACAUGCUUGCCGUGCUUGCCUGGAUUUUCCUCUGGUGGGUCACCGAAGCAGUACCCAUACCAGUAACCUCUAUGUCUCCUCUGUUCCUCUUCCCACUCUUUGGAAUUGCUCCCGCCGAUGAUGUAGCACAGACUUACAUGGACGAUGUCAUCGCUCUCGUCCUCGGUAGCUUCAUUCUCGCUCUCGCCGUCGAACACUAUAACAUCCACCGAAGACUUGCCUUAAAUAUAACGUUGUUGUUCUGCGGAGAUCCAUUGAAGCCAAGGUUGUUGCUUUUAGGGAUUUGUGGAACAAGUGCAUUUGUGAGUAUGUGGAUGCACAACGUUGCAGCGGCGGUGAUGAUGAUGCCGGUGGCGACUGGGAUUUUAUCGAGACUCCCAACACAUUCCGGCAGAUCGGACGAAAUCAGCCGCUUCUGUAAAGCGGUGGUGCUCGGCGUUACCUAUGCGGUGGCUAUCGGAGGGAUGAGUACCUUGACCGGUACCGGAGUUAACCUCAUAUUGGUUGGAAUGUGGAAGAGUUACUUCCCUGAUGCAGAGCCUAUCAGUUUCAGUACCUGGUUCUUCUUUGGAUUCCCUCUGGCUUUGAUCAUCUUUUUCGCCCUGUGGAUCAUACUCUGCUUCUUUUACUGUUCUUCUCGAUCUGGGAUUGCGCUUUCUGCUUACUUGCACAAGAGUCACCUGAGAAGAGAGCUCGAAUUGCUGGGUCCAAUGGCUUUUGCAGAGAAGACGAUAUUGGCUGUGUUUUCGAUGCUUAUAGUUUUGUGGAUGACAAGGAGCAUAACUGCUGACAUUCCAGGAUGGGGUGUUCUCUUCAAUGGACGAGCAGGUGAUGGAACUGCUAGUGUGAUGAUGGCUACCUUAUUGUUCAUUAUUCCUAACAAGAAGCAACAGGGAGAGAAGUUGAUGGACUGGAACAAAUGCAAGAAGCUCCCUUGGGGAAUGGUCCUCUUACUCGGGGCUGGUUUCGCCAUUGCCGAUGGUGUUAAGAGGAGUGGCCUUACAGAUGUAUUAUCCAAAAGCUUAGAUUUCUUAGAGGAGGUUCCUUACCUUGCCAUUGCCCCUGCUGUGUGUCUCAUCAGUGGGACUAUCACUGAAUUCACCUCAAACAAUGCCACCACCACACUCGUAAUUCCGAUCCUCGUCCAGUUAGCAAAGGCAAUAAAGUUGCACCCACUUCUUUUUAUGGUUCCUGGAGCAAUUGGUGCCCAGUUUUCUUUCCUUCUCCCAACUAGUACACCCUCCAAUGCUGUAGGAUUUGCAACCAGGCACAUAGAGAUCAAAGAUAUGAUAAAGAUUGGAUUACCACUCAAAGUAGCUGGAAUUGCUGCUGUAACUCUCAUAAUGCCUACAUUAGGUGCCUUUGUCUUUGGGACAAAUAAACAAGUCCAACAGCGUGCAACCUCCAUUGCACUGCAUACAGCUCAAUAAGUCUUCUGGGUAAGGGAACAAGCGCCAAAAGUGUGGGAUGGCCAGCAGUACCAUACAUGAUACACCAAACCCUGUCAGUCUGUCCAUCUCCAAAUCAAAAUGGAGGAAGAAAGAGAAAGGGAAGAAGGGCAAGAGAAAACAAAUACAUUCUGAAAAUCUCUGAAUCAUAAAUAAACAUUCAUGCAGCCAUUCAUUGUAUGUUCUUGAUUAUUUUCCCCCUCCAAUAUGUGUAAGAUUUGAUUCAUGUCAUAGGAAGAUCAAAGUUCUAUGGUUUUUGGCUUUCUUUUCCCAAAAUGUGUAAGAUUUGAUUCAUGGAAUAGAAAGAUCAAAGGAAUUCAUCAAA